AACCCAGGCCCCCUCUCCCCAGCCAGCCACUUCUUACAUUGGUAAACAAACUGCGUUACAACCCGAACCAUUUCUUUAUCCGACAACAUCGUCACCAACUCUUGCGUAACACCUAGCCCGUCUAAUGCGUCCAAUCGAUUUGUAAGAUAAUUUUACAACGUGGUAUGAUCGCCUAUCAAUCACAGCGAUAGGGGCGGGGCAUGUUGAGUUACGAGCCGAGGAAAAUAACAACAGGACCAGCGCGCGGAGAGAGGACCAAAGAGGAACCGUUAAUCAGUUCAUCGGCUGAAGACACGCUAUGGCCGGAGACGCAAGGGAAUCCGCCGAGAUGAAGGACCAGAGGAGACGGGAACGACAGUCGGCGUUAGACAACCACGACGGUUCCUUUGGAGUAUGUGGCUGGGUCCUGGUUCUGUUCUCUCUCCUGCUGACCAUAAUCACUCUCCCUGUGUCCAUUUGGAUGUGCAUCAAGAUCGUGAAGGAAUACGAACGAGCCAUCAUCUUCCGCCUGGGCCGUAUCCUGCGAGGUGGCGCUAAAGGCCCAGGGCUCUUCUUCAUCCUGCCCUGCACUGACAGCCUCAUCAACGUGGACAUGCGCACCAUCACCUUCGACAUCCCCCCGCAGGAGGUGCUAACCAAGGACUCUGUGACGGUGAGCGUGGACGGCGUGGUGUACUACCGCGUGCAGAACGCCACCCUGGCCGUGGCCAACAUCACCAACGCCGACGCGGCCACGCGCCUGCUGGCCCAGACCACCCUGAGGAACGUCCUGGGGACCAAGAACCUGGCGGAGAUCCUGUCGGACCGCGAGGAGAUCGCCCACAGCAUGCAGUGCACACUGGACGAUGCUACCGACGACUGGGGCAUCAAGGUGGAGCGGGUGGAGAUCAAGGAUGUCAAGCUGCCACAACAGCUGCAGAGAGCCAUGGCUGCUGAGGCAGAGGCCAGCAGGGAGGCCCGCGCCAAGGUGAUCGCGGCGGAGGGGGAGAUGAACGCGUCGCGGGCCCUGAAGGAGGCGUCCCUGGUGAUCGCCGAGUCCCCGUCGGGCCUGCAGCUGCGCUACCUGCAGACGCUCAACACCAUCGCCGCCGAGAAGAACUCCACCAUCAUCUUCCCCCUGCCCAUGGACAUGAUGCAGGCCUUCAUGAAGAGAUGAGGAGGAGGAGGGCAGCAUACAGCUACACACACAUACACACACUGAUGCGCUAACAAACAUACACACGCUGACACACAAAUACACACACACACACACACACACACACACACACACACAUGCAUGUACUGACAUCCAUACACAUGCUGACAUACACAAAGAUGCUGACAGAGAUAUACAUACUUUUCGGGUACUCUUCUAUGACAUAUUCUCUCUCUUCCAUUCUCUUCUCUUUGUUACAAGAGAUCGAAGACUUAUUUCUACUUAAUUUGCAGGCUGAGGGAAUUUAUUGCCCAGGCAUAAGUUGAUGCUAUUUUUUAAAGGGAAACGUACCACUAUAGCAACUCUGGUGCUACUACCACUUUAAUCGGGAAUGAAGAAAUCAGCGGUUGUAAUGAGUCUUUAUGGUGGAGGUGGGGGUGGACGGAGAGCGCCCGAUCUCCACGGCCAAUGUGUACAGUACAGUACACGUUUAUACGCUGAAUUUAAAAAUAGCCCUGCGAUCGUCCUCUAUGAUCGCACGGACCAGGACCCGACCUCACUGUCCGAGAGUGAACGCAACAUAGGUCAGUAUUUCUGUCCUGCUUCCUCAUCAUGCUCCCUUCCAACGGCUGCCUCUGUUCCCCUUGAUUAUGCCGCCCCGCCCCGCUGUCUCUAGCCAACUCCAGAGACUUUUCCACGCUGAGCUGAGUAAAAUAAUUAUCAUACGCAGUAUCACAUUAAUAUUUUAGCAAUCACUUAUGCCGUUUGUUAAUGCUACAACCAAAAUAUCGACAUUAUAUUAUAUUAAACCUAUUCCUUUAAUAUAUGAUAAUACUUGAGUCAUAUUGCCCACAAGGAACCCAAAAGACAGCAGAUUUUACAUCUAUAAAAAAUGGUCCUCUGAUGAUCUAUCUACUCAUGGUCCUCUGCUUGAAGCUUCAUCCAUUCAUCUAGUGUCUGGUCCGUUUGUUUACCACAGGGGCCGCGGGCCCCAAUCGACACCGCAAACACACACUAAACUGACACACAGCUCUUAACAGGAUUCACCGUGGAAGACACACACACACCAUCGUACACGUGCACAUCCUCAUGGCUCCUACUAUUACAUUGUCUAGUGCCAGUCAUGUUACAUUUUAACCACUGCCAUUUUGUAAAGUAUUGGGCUAACUGCUCCUCUUCCUCAAGCUGUUUGAACACUAAUAUCUUUAAUGUAUUUACAUCAACAUGUAUUUCUUAUGUUACGUGCGUUUGAACUAAAACCUCUUAUAUCUGCUUAAAGCCUUAAUCGCCACAGAUUCACUUUACAACCUCGUAUUACAGAUACUAUGCAUUUCGACCUUCAACUGAUUUUCAUUGAGAUUUGAAAUCCAUAUAUAACACAAGUUGAAUAUUUUCAGAUCUGUGCAUAUAUAUUAAGACACAUAAUACCUACCGUGCAAAAAAGUCAGUUGGAUUAAGCUUUGGACAUGUUUUCUUUUUCAUGUUGUAUUGUUGUAGAUUACCAAGUUUGAAUGUGAUAGAAGCCCUAACUUGUAUGUUUACACUGCAAAUAACCAAAGGUCAAUUUUAGUCUAGCUAUUUACCAUGGUUUGCAUGUCACGGUUCUCAACAUGUUUUUGCCAAGUUUCUGUCCCAAUGCUUAACCUGUUACGCUACUAAGCAGGCGGCUCGUCUCUUUAUAGAGAAUCUGAAGCCUAGCCAGGUUAAGUCGAGUUUAGAUACACAUCACACUACAGAGCUUGUGUGCCUUAAGGAGGACCGAUGUCUCAGUGUGGGCCAGCUAGUCAGGUCCUGCUUAUUCCUACAGAGGUACAUAGUAUUGCAUAUCGUUACGUCUAUUCAUGUCCGUCUGUCAUACGAGAUUUUGAUUCACUAAUGACGAGAAGAUCGUCCCGAUUGACUCACUUCAAAAUAGUGGAAGCCAAGGGUAUUGUAGUCAAUGAAUUUAAGUUUACGAUUGCAUGCUAGUUUUAGAUUAUUUUAAAUAUGUACACGCUCACUAUAUGUUGAGUCAUCCUGUUGUAUUGGAUCAUACUAAUAAAACAUAUAAGAACACCUCUGUGUGUUCUGUUCUGACAUGGUUGUGACUCAAAAUGGAACCAGUGUAAAUAGUAAACGUUACAGAGACAAACACACUUCUUUCAAAGGUUUAUUGGAACAUCUUGAUUGGUGUGGGCACUACGGGAGGCCCUGUCUGGAAGUCACUUGUUUUGAUUGUUGUCAGCAGCAAAGCUUUAGAUUCCUGCUAAAAAUAGAGCAGCCUGCAAAAAGGGCCCGGUCACAAACAGAGAAGUAGGCACAGGCAACUAGCGGGGAGAACUGUUUUCUUUGCUAAAAAGGCCCAGAGCCAAACGCCCCCAUGAGAGAGUAUUGUGGCAUCCAACAGUUGUUAUUCAGCAGCAGUGUGAAUAUUAAAGCGUAGUUGAGAAGCUAAACAAGACCCUGGGAUACAAAACAGAAGUUUAAGGCAUCGGUUGUAUUGCUUUGGAAACGAAGGUGUUCCUGGCAGUGACUUAACCAACAAACAAAUGGCUUUGCACCUCACGUGGUAUCUUUAUCCCUCUCGUAGCCUUUUAAAGGGUUCAGUUGUACCGGGGGAAUACAAUGAAAAAAUCACAUCAACAAAACAUUUUUGUGGACAAAAUGUGCAAAAAGGCUUCCCUGCGGAAACCUGGGUGUGUCACGUGAAACUACGCAUCCCUUGAUCCUCUCUGUUGGCACCCACUGGAGCAUAACUUUGCAUGCAAGACUUGGAGAGUUCAAUAAAUGAACGCAGUGUGUGCCCACGAGUGCCAGAGUUAUCUGGCAGUCCUUUGAAAUAUUAAAAAAAGUAAAAAAUAAAGUAAUUAUUAUGGCGUUCUAAUUAGUUGCCAUGGUAACGGAGACGAGUCCUU
Messenger RNA from Gadus macrocephalus (Pacific cod), 4029 nucleotides. RefSeq names its product stomatin (gene stom). Lineage: Eukaryota; Metazoa; Chordata; Actinopteri; Gadiformes; Gadidae. Gene Ontology annotation, cellular component: plasma membrane. The record is from RefSeq and is a predicted model, not a curated record. Bases 299 to 1156 code for a protein of 285 amino acids. The transcript is spliced from 7 exons.